Chara braunii is the source of this 729-nucleotide messenger RNA. The record is from the annotation of a GenBank genome assembly. NCBI's taxonomy places the organism in Eukaryota, Viridiplantae, Streptophyta, Charophyceae, Charales, Characeae.
UCACGUUGGCAAAUAUGCGCGGCGGGUGAUGGGAAUAAUAAAAUGACGCUCAUGCUAUAACUUUUCAUUCUUGACCGCGCCAAUUCAUCAAAAAGUAGGCAUCGCUUUGUAAACAUACCCCGCCUUUUUCUUUCGACUUCCAUCUCGUCUUCGCGCCAUUUACGCAGUUAUCGUUCUUCACAAACCGCCAUUUGGAUUCUACUGCAUCGCAAACCGCCGUUUGCAUUCCAUUGCAUCGCAACCCACCAUUUGCAUUUGACUGAGUCUUUGGAGUGAGGUUGUUGGUGGAGCUAUUUUCCCUUCUUCAGAGGUUGUGAGGUAUCCAGUUUCCUACUUCAGCGGUGGCACAGGAUCAACCAUCCAUCAACCGGUUUCCUUCUGCAGCGGGUGUAAGGCGUUGUGUCUCCGGUCGUGCGUGACUAUGGCUAUGACUGUAGCGAUCGAUGCUGAGGAGGUUCGGAACAGGCUCGUUGCCAUUUCCAGCCCGCCGCCGACGAGUCAGCAAGCUAUGGAGGAUCGUCCUAUAGCGCGAACACAAUCUGCAAAAAGGUUGGACCAGUUCCGGAAUCGUCUGAUGGCCAUCUCCGACUAUGUGUCGGAUGAGCAGGAGAAGGCUGUACGAGCGAGUGAUCACGAAUCACGAUCACCUCCAGCAGGAGUGCUUAUGAGCUAGACGUGUGGCGGCGCUCUCCUCAUCCUUGCGGACACGAUGAUGUGAAACUCGGUGCA